Molecule: messenger RNA, 2661 nt
Organism: Armigeres subalbatus
Lineage: Eukaryota; Metazoa; Arthropoda; Insecta; Diptera; Culicidae
Exons: 2
Coding region: 1-2661 (886 amino acids)
Biological process (GO): DNA integration
Molecular function (GO): nucleic acid binding
Source: RefSeq, a predicted model, not a curated record
AUGAAACAAGCAGCUCGAGAAUAUAGGCAAGUGUAUCCUGAAGCAGCCCAAAGGAUUGAGCUUGACACCUAUGUCGACGACUUUUUGUCCGGCGCGACAAACGUUCAGCACGCAAUGACAUUGAAAACGCAGGUCAACGAAAUACUUGAGUCCGCUGGUUUUCACCUGCGAAAAUGGACCACCAAUUGUCCGGAAUUAUUACAGGGAGUGCCAGCAGAUGAUCAACUUCCAGUUGAAGUAAAGCUGGCAGAUCAACCGAACGUAGUGAAAGCUCUCGGAAUACAGUGGACUCCUAUGGAGGACACAUUCUCGUACAAUGUUAAGCUAAAUCCGAACAACGUGAACACCAAACGACAACUUCUUUCGGAUUCUGCCAAGCUGUUCGAUCCGUUUGGAUGGUUGUCACCUGUCACUAUCAAGAUCAAGAUUCUGUUUCAGCAGUUGUGGCUCAGCGAAUUGUCAUGGGACGAUCGGCUGCCUCCAGUAGUCGAACAAUCGUGGAUCGAGAUUAAAGAAACUCUACAUCAAGUCGAAGAAAUACGUAUCAAUCGGUUUGUACCCAACAACAAUGGAAGGAUCGAGUUACAUGGGUUUUGCGAUGCGUCUGAGUUGGCGUAUGCAGCUGUGGUGUACGUCAGAGGAAGAAAUGAAGCUGGAAACAUCACCGUCAAUCUCCUGGCAGCGAAAACUAGGGUGGGGGGGGAUAAGACGUAUGUAAGCACUCCAAUCAAGCAAGUAUCCCUACCAAGAUUGGAGCUCAAUGCAGCAGCGCUGCUAUCAUCACUGAUGGAAUCGAUCAUACAAGCAUUGAAACACUUGAACGUGGAUCCGUGGGCAUAUACAGAUAGCAGUAUUGUGCUCCAAUGGUUAUCCGCCCAUCCCCGCAAAUGGAAGACGUACGUAGCCAAUCGUACAUCGGCAAUACUGGACGUGCUUCCACGUGAUCGCUGGAAUCAUGUUGCAAGUGAGAAGAACCCGGCUGAUUGCGCAUCCCGUGGUCUUCUACCCAGUGAACUAGUGACGCAUCAACUCUGGUGGCAUGGGCCAAAUGAAUUGAAACAUGAGGAACAAUGGAUGCAAUCACCUUUGGAAACCAUCGACGAUGAGCAGUUACUGGAAACACGACUGUUGAAGGUAUUUCAAGGAACGACGACUGUUAUCAGAACUAACUACGACAUCGAAAACGGCCUGCUAGAACGGCGAUCGAAUUACACUUUUAUUGUGCGCACUCUGGCGUACGUGAACAAAUUUUUGCUAGCGCUUAAGAAGGAUAACGAUAAUCUCGAAUCUGAACUUUCUCCAAACGAAAUUUACGAUGCUAAGGCACAGUUAGCUAGAGCUGCACAAUACGCAUCAUUCAGGCAGGAGCUGGAACUAUUGCAGAAAGGUAAGGAAUUGCCAGCAAAAAAUAAACUGUCAACCCUACAUCCAUUUCUGGACAGCCAAGGUACAAUGCGUGUUGGAGGACGGUUACAGAAUUCAUCGUAUCCAUACGAUGUGAAACACCCAAUUGUGUUACCAGCUAAUCACAAGGUGACUGAGCUCAUGCUACGAGAUAUUCAUCUGCGAAAUCUUCAUGCGGGACCAACACUGCUGACAGCAACAGUCAACCAAGGUUAUUGGAUAGUUGGACUUCAAACUGCUGUUCGUCGAAUUGUUCAGGGUUGCACUCGGUGUGUACGACUCAAGGGCAAGACAGCAACUCAACUCAUGGGUAGUUUACCUGUUCCUCGGGUGAUGGGCACUCGAGCAUUCACCCACGUCGGCGUGGAUUAUGCCGGUCCUCUGAAGGUUCAUGCAUCCUGUGUUCGAGGAGUGAAGACAACGAAGGGCUAUAUAGUAAUAUUCGUCUGCAUGGCAACAAAGGCUGUGCACCUGGAGGUCGCAAGCGAUUUAUCAACGAAUAUGUUCAUCUGGGCGCUGAAGAGGUUUAUCUCAAGACGAGGCUACCCCAACGAGAUAUGGUCUGAUUGCGGUACGAAUUUUGUAGGAACAGACCGCUGGCUGAACGAGAUACAAGUUGCACAACAGACGCAUAACGUAGCAGUAAAUCGGUUCCUAAGCAACUGUGGAAUUAAAUGGGUGUUCAAUCCGCCUUCAGCACCCCACCGCGGCGGUAUAUGGGAGGCAGCAGUAAAGAGUGCCAAGAAGCAUCUUGUAGCAGUUCUUGGAUCAGAAGCAGCAACGUAUGAGCAACUAUCAACGGUUUUGGCGCAGGUGGAAGCGUGCCUUAAUUCGCGACCGCUAUGCCCCCUUUCAACCAAUCCAGACAACUAUGACGCGCUAACUCCAGGUCAUUUCCUGGUUGGCCAACCGCUGAACUUGAUCCCAGAACCAGACGUGCGUCAUAUUUCGGUGAAUCGUCUGGAUAAGUGGCAGCUGUUACACAAGCACACGACUAAUAUUUGGAACCGUUGGCGGGACGAAUAUGUUGCCAACCUACAACCUCGAACGAAGUGGAGGACGACCAAAGCAAAUGUAAGAGAGGAUCAGCUGGUGCUGGUCAAGAACGACAAUGUUCCGCCAGCUCAGUGGGAGUUGGCACGUAUCGUAAGACUUCAUCCAGACCCUUCUGGAGUCAUCCGUACUGUAACUUUGCGACGAGGGCAAGCAGAGUAUUCGCGGCCCAUUCAAAAGAUUUGUGUUCUACCAACGGAUUGA